AUGGGGCGGGCAAGCACGAUCAACAAGGAUUUCAAUUCGGAGGAAUUGGGCAUGGAGAAUCAUGCUUUGCAAGACCUCGACUCCGCCAUCACCGAGGAGGAGGUUUGGGAGGCUAUAAAGGAGAUGCCUAGCGAUAAGGUGUCGGGUCUGGACGGAUUCACGGGGAUGUUCUUUAAGAAGUGUUCGGGAACCAUCAAGCAUUCGAUCAUGGGGGUCAUUCAGCGAUUUGAUUCUCUGCACACCUCCAACCUUCAGUGGCUAAAUUCGGCCAACAUUGUUCUGUUGCCAAAGAAGGAUGGCGCGGAAUACAUCUCUGAUUAUAGGCCCAUUAGUCUCAUCCACACCAUCGCUAAAAUCAUUGCCAAGAUUCUGUCGCUUCGGCUUGCGCCCCACAUGGACGAUCUUGUCUCCAACGCCCAGAGUGCAUUCAUCAAAAGGAGAAGUAUUCAUGACGACUUCAUUGUCUCUCUGCUUGUCUUCUUGGCGUCGUGGUCAUGCGCCGCGGCCAGGGGCGCACGGGCACCGAGAGCCGCCGACCCGACCUAUGGGUUCACGUCGGUGAGGCUCGACGAGAGCAACUUUGUGCUGCAGCGCCCCUACGACGAGGCGAGCGGCGCACGCUACAGCUUCGACGGCACCGUGCGGAAGCUCUGGGUGCUCGCCUCCGACAAGCCCCAUGCCCGCCAGAGCCAUACCAGCCCAAGAACUGAAAUCAGGAUGGCAGGCUACGACUACAGCUCGGGCGUGUGGCAGUUCGAGGGCUACGGCUACGUCCCCUCCGGCACCACGGGGGUGUCUAUCAUGCAGGUGUUCGGCGCCGGCGAGACGGCCACCACGCUCAUGCUACACGUCUACGAUGGCGCGCUGCGGUACUACGACCGGCAGCUCGUGGAGGACGCCAUCUAUGACAGAUGGUUCCGGCUGAACGUGGUCCACGAUGUCGAGGCGUCGACGCUUACCGUGUACAUCGACGGCGAGCAGAAACUCCACGUCCACGGCCGUGGCGGGGACUCGCACUACUUCAAGUUCGGCGUGUACGCGCAGAACCACGACUCCAGCUGCAUGGAGUCUCGCUGGAAGGACGUGAGGAUCUUCAAGAAGCACUAG
Aegilops tauschii subsp. strangulata is the source of this 1107-nucleotide messenger RNA. Its product is annotated as citrate-binding protein-like. The record is from RefSeq and is a predicted model, not a curated record. NCBI's taxonomy places the organism in Eukaryota, Viridiplantae, Streptophyta, Magnoliopsida, Poales, Poaceae.